Leptopilina heterotoma is the source of this 1680-nucleotide messenger RNA. RefSeq lists its product as uncharacterized. The transcript has 4 exons. Lineage: Eukaryota; Metazoa; Arthropoda; Insecta; Hymenoptera; Figitidae. The record is from RefSeq and is a predicted model, not a curated record. The coding region runs from base 679 to 1071 and encodes 130 amino acids.
GGCACCAGACGUACGUGGUAGGACAUAACACCCAUCCUAUAAAAGAUUAGUUUUGUGACUAUUUCCUUCAUCGUGUUGAAGUACGAAAAAAAAAUUUACAAAUACAAAGUCGCCAAGUACACCGCAAAAAGGGGGAAAAAGUAUUUAAAUAUUUUAUUUGGUCAAAAGCAACAGAAACCGAGCAAAAAUUAAUUGUUUCUGAAAAUAAAUUGUUAAAAACGUGAAAAAAGUUUUUAUAAUUUCAAUCUGUAUUUGCAAGAAAAUUUUGUCUAAUAAAUGCAGAAAACUGAAAUUAAUUAUUUCAGUAACUGCAAAUCAUAUUGUUGGUAAAAGAAACUUAAUGGAAACACUGUAAUAUGAACUUUCGGAGUGUAUAACUUGGUGCUGUAUAAAUACCGGCAAGUGAAAAAGUGGAUUAUAAAGUGUAUGAAGCCUAAAUGUUAUUUGCAGAUCAAACUCAAAUUUUGUUAAAAACUCUUCUUUAAGAACAAUUAGAGAAAAGUAAAUUUGAAUUUCUCCUAGUGAAAAUUUCAUUGAAAUUUCUAAACAGUUUUUAAAAUUUGUAGUUCCGUAAUUGAUUAGUUCAAAAAAAAUUUACUGUCCAAAAAAUUUAAGGAAUAUACGUGUUUGUUUAAAAACAUAAGAAGUGUAUUCUCGAAAAAGCAAAAAGAAAUAAAAAUGGCUUUCGCGAACAUAUCAAAGAGCCUUUUGCUACCAAUUCUUCUCGCCGCUCUUAUGCUCUGUGUAGGAUCUGUUCAAGGGCUGAGAUGUUACAUAUGUGGUCAAUACAAUGAUGGUGUUGGGAGCAUUACACCUUGCAUCAAUUACACAGCUCACAUGCACUUAAAGGACUGCCCGCCUUUGUCAAAGUGGUGUAUUAAAUAUGUCAGCGAAGGGUCAAUGGUUCGAGAUUGCGUUCCAUCGUGUUCUGAAAAGGAGGUGUGGGGAACGAGGACGUAUUGCUGUCAGAAUGAUGGAUGCAACUCUGGACCACCAUUGGUGUCGUUUUCAUUCUCUUUCUGGAUAUUACCAGUGAUCCUCGUUCUUGUAGGCAGCAAUCUUUGUGGUUAAUUUCGUUGUGAAUAUCAAUUUUAAUAAAUAAGAAAAAUAUGUUCGACGAUCAUCGACAUCCUCGUCUGCGUAACAUCUCUUUUACAACAUAUGAAAGACACAAAAGUAAGGUCUGCCUUUUCUAUAUGGUGAUCACCAUAAAUUCCUAAUAAGCGCAGAGAAUCGUUCACAAAAUAAAUAAAAUUAAUGACUUGCGACUGUGUAAUUCAACGUUCCAUUUCUUUAUCCUCUCUUACAUAUUGGUAACAUAUUUAUGUAUCCUUUAUGCAUACACGAGAGAAAAUCAAAUCCUACUUAUCACUGUUUAAGAUUUCAACAUAAUUUCGCACUUAAGACACUGCUAUUUUUUCUAGAAAUUCUAAAAAAAAUUAAAAACGUAUCGCUAUUAGUGCUUUUUUAAUUGCUAAUUUAUGGUGCUAAAUUUAGAUUAAGUGUACAAAUUAGAUUUGUCUAAAAUUUUACGAGAUUUCGAAAAAAAUAAGAUACUGAUUUUAUUGAAGUUCAAUUAUAACGAUAAAGAUUCUCUUUACUAAAAAUUUAUUUUCAUCUCGCUUAAUUUAAAACGAUUAGAAAAUAAUUAUUUGUCGAUAAAAAUUAAUAAUCGUAAGU